AUUAUUUUAAAAUACGCAAUUGUUAUAAAAACGUUAGAGCAACUGAUCGACAUAUUUGUAGACAGCAUUCCUGUUUUACUUCCGGCAUUCCCGAUUUAAUUUUCGGGAAAAAGUAACACAUCCUUAAAGCGAAAUGUUACUUUUAAUACUUUCAAUUUCAGUUCACCUGGCCUCCGCCCGUUUUCUCGUAAGCUACCCUGUACUGAAGGUCAUGUACGGUAAUAUUGGCGUGCUGGACGACCUAAAGGUGCCUCCGCCGUCGCGGCGAGCCGACAUGGAGGACGACAUCACAUACGGAGGGCAUGAGGAGAUGCCGGACUUCCACGACUUUCUGUAUGAGAUCGAAGACUUACAGCAUUGGAACUCGAUACUAAACAGCACCAGAACCACACACGACCUCGACAUAAAAGACCUGGACGACGCCUCAAAAAUGCUCACCAACAUAAAGGAAAACCUACAAGAGGCCGCCAAAAAACAGUUCGAAACCAGGAGGCAGAACGAGGAGCUGAAACUGCCCCAUGAGGUUGACCAGAUGUGGAAAGAUCCGGUGAAGUUGCGGGAGUGGUAUUAUAUGAAGCUGUGCCUGACGUAUCUGAUACAUAUUCGGUUCCAGGUGGACACGGCGAUACGGCAGAAAAUGGCUACUAACGCCUACCCGAGCUACCGCAUCGGCUACCUGUUCAACCGGUUGAUGAAGAUCAAGACCCAGAUGUACCGGCUGUUAGGAGAGUGGGACACGUUGACCAACCAGAAACUGACACAAAACCGUCCAAACUGGCGCACAAAGAAGCACAACUUGCUAAUGCUGCUGCAGAUGUACGAGAGGAUGCUGCAGCUGGAUGUGGACGCCAAGGAUACAGUGGAGAUGGUCAAGAUCCAGUUCCACGGCCGGGAGCAGUACCAGACGGAAUAUGACGUGCCUAAUACCAAACCUCUCUACAAAUAGAAAUGGACUAGUGGAAGUAAAA
Messenger RNA from Cydia pomonella (codling moth), 968 nucleotides. RefSeq lists its product as uncharacterized. The record is from RefSeq and is a predicted model, not a curated record. NCBI's taxonomy places the organism in Eukaryota, Metazoa, Arthropoda, Insecta, Lepidoptera, Tortricidae. Bases 134 to 946 code for a protein of 270 amino acids. The transcript is spliced from 5 exons.